CUUCAACAAAUCAAUCCAUUUGCGUAUUCAUAUUACACUCUCAUAAUUAAUUCUUACAUAUCCUUCAAACACAAGCUUCUCUUGUUUCCAAAGCCAAAAAUGUCAACCACCAUUGAUGUCCCUGAAUCAAGCAAUGUUGCUAAAGGCAAAGCAGUUUUAGUUGCACCUCCAAGGCCAGGAGGAUGGAAGAAAGGGGUUGCAAUUAUGGACUUUAUUCUAAGGUUAGGUGCCAUAGCAGCUGCUCUUGGUGCUGCUGCCACUAUGGGAACAAGUGAUCAAACACUCCCUUUCUUCACUCAGUUCUUUCAGUUUGAGGCUAGUUAUGAUAGCUUCACUUCUUUCCAGUUUUUCGUUAUUACAAUGGCUUUAGUGGGUGGCUACCUUGUGCUAUCCCUACCUUUCUCUUUCGUAGCCAUCAUUCGCCCCCAUGCAGCUGGACCAAGGCUUUUCUUGAUUAUCUUAGACACUGUGUUUCUCACUCUAACAACUGCUAGUGGUGCUUCAGCUGCUGCCAUAGUUUACUUGGCACACAAUGGGAACCAAGACUCAAACUGGCUUGCCAUAUGCAACCAAUUUGGAGAUUUCUGUGCACAGACCAGUUCGGCAGUGGUGUCAUCCUUCGUUGCUGUGGUUGUCUUGGUGUUGUUGGUUGUGCUGUCUGCUUUGGCUCUUGGGAAGCGUUGAGAAUUAACAUGCUUAUAUAUUUCUUGGGUCUUUGACUUAAUUAUCUGUAUAUUGUUCCUCAGGUUUUGAGGUUUCCAUCAAGUUAAUGAAUUGUGUCCUAGUAUUGAUUUGGGAAGAUGUUUCAAUGAAAUAUUUAAACAAUUUAAUGGGCUUUGGAUAUAGCCGUUUGUGACAGAUUUUAA
Glycine soja is the source of this 866-nucleotide messenger RNA. RefSeq names its product casparian strip membrane protein 2. The transcript has 3 exons. NCBI's taxonomy places the organism in Eukaryota, Viridiplantae, Streptophyta, Magnoliopsida, Fabales, Fabaceae. The record is from RefSeq and is a predicted model, not a curated record. The coding region runs from base 100 to 684 and encodes 194 amino acids.